Desarmillaria tabescens is the source of this 633-nucleotide messenger RNA. RefSeq lists its product as uncharacterized. The transcript has a single exon. NCBI's taxonomy places the organism in Eukaryota, Fungi, Basidiomycota, Agaricomycetes, Agaricales, Physalacriaceae. The annotation marks the transcript as partial. The record is from RefSeq and is a predicted model, not a curated record.
GUUCUUUCAAUGGGUCAGUCCACCAUUCAUUACCAUACACCAAUUCUCACGAGCCUCUUCUUAAGUAUUCUACAUAGCUGGGAUCUUAGAUUCCUAUCCGCGAUGAACUUAAAAAAUGCCAACGUCAGAGUUCAGCCUCUCUUUAGAUCUUGCCACGAUCCUACCAUUGCAGGAAAGAGUACUAGGCCUCGUGGUAUUGUCUCUAUCUCUCAAGGGAAUAUGGCUACAGCACCGGUAUUCUUCGCUCUCGCCAUGAAUUCCGAGAUUCAGCUUUAUUCUCGAACAGGGUUAGAGCCUUUGGGUAAUCUGUAUCGGCACCCUAACAUGACAGCGAAUUCGUUUGAUAUCGGUCUAUCCUCAUCUCCAUGUGGUCGUUGGGUGGCAGCUAGCUCUUCACAAUCAGAAGCUCGAGUGUAUCUCUUUGAUGUCGAGAAUACUACUAGAGCAUGGGAAACAAGGCACAUCAGAGUACAACUAUGGGCACCCUUCCAACGCUACAGGAAGCUUGAUUGGAGUGGGACGUCGCUAGCUAUCUGUAGUACAGCAGGACUUGUGUUGGUAUGGUAUCCUGACAUUGAAGUAUAUCGCAACUGUCAGGAAGCUCCAGUACACGCUUCCACCAGAUGGUCUUGG